UCUUUAAAAAUUUUAACUCUAACCAAUUUCAAUGAAAGAGCAUGCUUCAUAAUGUUAGCGACAGUUUUUAUUAUCACUUCUUUAUGACAAGAUAUAAUAGGGUGAAAUGCCAGCCUUUUGCACAAAAUGUCGUGGUAGAGCCUUGCUGAAGAGACCUAAGACGGGAGAAGCGUUUUGCAAGGAAUGUUUCUAUGAUGUAUUUGAAAGUGAAAUUCACAAGACGAUAGUAACAAACAAGCUAUUCAAAAAGGGUGAACUUGUUGCAAUUGGUGCUUCUGGUGGGAAAGACUCAACAGUGCUGGCUUAUGUCUUAAAAACCCUGAAUCAGAAAUACAAUUAUGGAUUGAAUUUGAUACUACUUUCUGUUGACGAGGGUAUAACUGGCUACCGAGAUGAUUCCUUAGAGACUGUAAAAAGAAACAAAGAUCAGUACGAACUUCCUUUGAAAGUCAUCUCGUACAAGGAGCUUUAUGGUUGGUCGAUGGAUGAUAUUGUGAAACAGAUUGGCUUGAAGAAUAAUUGUACAUUCUGUGGUGUGUUUCGUCGUCAGGCCCUGGAUCGUGGAGCAAUGAUGUUGAAAGUGGACAAAAUAGUUACUGGUCAUAAUGCUGAUGAUAUUGCUGAAACAGUUAUCAUGAACAUUUUACGAGGUGAUAUUGCCAGGUUACAACGAUGCACAGCCAUUACAACAGGAACUGAAGGAGCUAUUCCUAGAUGCAAGCCACUGAAAUACGCUUAUGAGAAGGAAAUAGUAAUGUAUGCAUAUUUUAAGAAGCUGGAUUACUUUUCCACAGAAUGCAUAUACUCUCCAAAUGCCUACAGGGGAUAUGCUCGCACGUAUUUAAAAGAUUUGGAAAAGAUUCGACCUAGUUCUAUUAUAGAUAUCAUCCAUUCAGGUGAAAGUCUAUCAGUGAAGGAUGACGUGAAAAUGCCUGUGCAAGGCACUUGUGCAAAAUGUGGAUAUAUCUCUAGUCAACCUUUAUGUAAAGCGUGCGUCUUACUGGAAGGACUAAACCGUGGUCUUCCAAGGCUUGGCAUUGGCAAAAGCAACAAAACUAAGAUUCGGGAUCUCGUGAAUUCAAUCAACGAACUCAAGACAUAGGCCCAGGCAAGACAAAAUUGGAACUGUUGCUUGGUUGGUGUGCCUUUUAGCCCAUCAUUGACGUUAUAAAUUUUCUCUAAAGAACUUGUAUCUACAUUAUAAUUAUGAAAUACUUCCUGAUGUACGUGUUGUGCAUACUUUAUAUCAGCAAUACGAUGUUUUUAAAUUA
This is a messenger RNA of Xenia sp. Carnegie-2017, 1271 nucleotides long. Its product is annotated as cytoplasmic tRNA 2-thiolation protein 1-like. Lineage: Eukaryota; Metazoa; Cnidaria; Anthozoa; Malacalcyonacea; Xeniidae. The record is from RefSeq and is a predicted model, not a curated record. Gene Ontology annotation, molecular function: tRNA binding. Gene Ontology annotation, cellular component: mitochondrion; cytosolic tRNA wobble base thiouridylase complex. The transcript has 14 exons. Gene Ontology annotation, biological process: tRNA wobble position uridine thiolation. The coding region runs from base 107 to 1102 and encodes 331 amino acids.